AUGGAGAAAAUGUCUCUCAAGUUUGUCUUCCUCUUCACCAUCUCAAUCAUAGCAUUUUGUUUUUUGGUUGAUGCAAGAGAGAUGGUGAAUGAAGAAGUGAAUUGCCUCUGUGGAAAAGGUUCUGAUGGAAAGAAGAACUGUGAAGCACCUAUGAUGGACAGUUACGAGACUGAUGUGUCUUGCCGUCGAGACAACGAAUGCAUCGAGUAUUGUCCAAAGGGAUUCAAGAUUGUAAACUGCAACUUUGGAACUUGUUUCUGUGAGCGUUAA
Eruca vesicaria subsp. sativa (arugula) is the source of this 270-nucleotide messenger RNA. The record is from the annotation of a GenBank genome assembly. NCBI's taxonomy places the organism in Eukaryota, Viridiplantae, Streptophyta, Magnoliopsida, Brassicales, Brassicaceae.